Triticum aestivum (bread wheat) is the source of this 1670-nucleotide messenger RNA. Its product is annotated as transcription factor BHLH3. Bases 212 to 1393 code for a protein of 393 amino acids. The record is from RefSeq and is a predicted model, not a curated record. The transcript is spliced from 4 exons. Gene Ontology annotation, cellular component: nucleus. Gene Ontology annotation, molecular function: sequence-specific DNA binding; protein dimerization activity; DNA-binding transcription factor activity. Lineage: Eukaryota; Viridiplantae; Streptophyta; Magnoliopsida; Poales; Poaceae. Gene Ontology annotation, biological process: regulation of DNA-templated transcription.
UGCCACUGGACCCUGGCUGCAAGUUGGCCGUGUCGUGUGGUGUGGACAUGUGGCAGUGCUACUGCUACUGCUAGCUACUGGCCGCGUUGCUUGCUGGGAGUGGGAGUAUAAGCGUGAGGAGUUUGCUCAAGCUAGCUGGGAGAGAAAUUAAGGGAAGCAAGCAUACUCUAGCAAGAGCUGGUGCCUAGCUAGCUAGUAGAACUUGGGCGUCAUGGAUCAGCUUGACGAGCAGUCCUUCCUCGACGAGCUUAUGUCGCUGCGCCGGGAGGAGGCCCCGGUGCCGGCUCCGGCUCCGUGGCAGGCGUACCCGGCCAGCGGCAUGAUGACGACGACCGACCUCCUAUUCUACGGCGGCGAGGGCGCCGCCGAGGCGAGCAGCGGCAUGGACUUGGCCGGGCCCUUUCAGCAGCCCAUGGCGCCACCGCCGGCCGCGCCACCGCACCGGCCGCAUGAGGAGUUCAACUUCGACUGCCUCAGCGAAGUGUGCAACCCCUACAGGAGUUGCACCGGCGGCGGCGUCCCAGGGCCUGGCGUCGUCCACGCGGCCGGCCAGGCGUAUGCCCUCCACGACGCCAUGGCGGAGGAUCACCCAAGCUGCGGCAACCUGCAUCGCGGUGGUGGGUCGUCGUCGUCCCCGGUGCCGUUCGUGUUCGGAGAAGGAGGCGCCGGGGAGACCUCGGAGGAGAUGACCAGGGGCGUCUUCUCCGGCGGCAACCCUAGAAGCAAGCUCAACCGCGGCACUACGUCCAAGAACCUCAUGGCGGAAAGGCGGCGCCGGAAGCGUCUCAACGACCGCCUCUCGAUGCUCCGCUCCAUCGUGCCCAAGAUCAGCAAGGUGUGUCGCAACUCUCGCAUUAUAACUAUCGAUUUCUUAAUUUCUAUAGAGUACUAUCAGUCAUCAUCAAGGUGUGUAUCGAGUAUUAACAUCUUUAGAUCGCAUCAAUCGAUCAGUCUGCAGAUGGAUAGGACCUCGAUCCUUGAGGACACCUUAGACUACGUGAAUGAACUAACCGAGCGGAUCAAAACCCUCGAGGAGGAGAUCGGCGCCACGCCGGAGGAGCUGAACCUGCUGAACACCACGAAGAAUUUCUCCAGCGGUAGCAGCGAGGAGAUGCCGAUGAGGAAUUCCACAAAGUUCAUCAUCGAGAAACAGGGCGAUGUCGAAACGAGGAUCGACAUCUGCUGCGCCACAAGCCCUGGUGUGCUCAUCUCGACGGUGAGCGCGCUGGAGGUGCUGGGAUUGGAGAUUGAGCAGUGCGUUGUCAGCUGUUUCGGUGACUUCGCCAUGCAGGCAUCCUGCUCACAAGAGGAAGGGAGGAGCCGAGUGACAAGCACCGACGAGAUCAAGCAUGCAUUGUUCACGAGUGCAGGCUAUGGAGGAAGGUGUCUCUAGAUCGAUGGAGCACGCCAAUUCAUCAAUCAUGUAGCAGAACAAGCUGCUUGUAAUUUGGUAAUUAAUCAUCCGUGAGAUUUGUGUUUGCAUAUAUUUGCUUGAUUUGUUUUGAAAUAUAUCUGCAUGAAUCAAGCAUAUGUAGUGUUUAUGUUAGAUUUUUGAAUAGUAGUACUAUCUAAAGUUCAAAUGCUUGUGACAAGAUUGUAAUAGUUGGGUGUGUGUCCGUGAGUGUAAUGCAUGUGGAGUGGAGUAUUGGGAUUUGGCCGACAUGAAAAGA